This is a messenger RNA of Fusarium redolens, 726 nucleotides long. RefSeq lists its product as uncharacterized. Lineage: Eukaryota; Fungi; Ascomycota; Sordariomycetes; Hypocreales; Nectriaceae. The record is from RefSeq and is a predicted model, not a curated record. The transcript is spliced from 2 exons. Bases 1 to 726 code for a protein of 241 amino acids.
AUGAAAACAUCUUUUCGUGCCAGAGUCAAAUCUGUUGGGGACCUCUGGCUUACCCUUGAACGCCGUUGCGCUAGAGUCAUCAGUCAGGACCCCUGCAAGGUAGGCAUGCACUUUACUCCUCCAAUACCCAACUCUCAACCCGGCCAGCCGUUUUCCGUUGGCCUUGAACGAUAUUACGUUCCGUCGCAUAAUAUUCACAGAUACGGAGAUCAUUGGGAUGGUUGGUGGGAUGAAGAUCCCGUUACAAUUCCAGACCUGAGCACGCUGCUCAUCGCAAACCUUGAGCCCGCAGCAGACGCUUCUAGUCGACUACCGAGCAAACUCAUCAAGUUCAAGAAACACAUUGAGAGUCUGCCACAAGAAGUAAAAGAUCUCAUUUGCUUGUUUCUCCCUCACGGUCAGCUCCCUCUAGAAUGCAAUUACAUCAUGCCCCAGUCCAUGUGGAAGCAAGUGUUUUUCCAAGUCCCGUUUCUUUGGGACCUUGACACUCAAGUUAUCCAUGAAAAGACUGCUACAGGGGACUCAAAAUCAGAACAAUGGGACUGGGAGAAGAUUGCAAGGCAGGUCAUGAGUCCAGCAGAGGCUUCGCCAUGUGGAGCACUCGAGGAUGACGAGGGCAUAUGGAGUUUUGACAGAGUUGGCCUCAGUGUCCCUGGUGGCUUUACCAACCGACGUCGGAUCUGGCAGAUAUUAGAGGAAAUGUAUCCCAACGACGUGCUUCUUUAG